Ixodes scapularis (black-legged tick) is the source of this 1642-nucleotide messenger RNA. Its product is annotated as U3 small nucleolar RNA-associated protein 15 homolog. NCBI's taxonomy places the organism in Eukaryota, Metazoa, Arthropoda, Arachnida, Ixodida, Ixodidae. The transcript has a single exon. Gene Ontology annotation, cellular component: nucleolus. The coding region runs from base 50 to 1600 and encodes 516 amino acids. The record is from RefSeq and is a predicted model, not a curated record. Gene Ontology annotation, biological process: positive regulation of transcription by RNA polymerase I; rRNA processing. Gene Ontology annotation, molecular function: protein binding.
CGCCACGGCCGCCACGGCGCCAGCAGCGCCAGCUCCGAAAGCAUUCAAAAUGGCGGACUUUAAAAGUGUACAAGUGUUUUCGUACCCACGUGCGGGCGUCAAAACAACCGAGGAUACCGUCUACUGGAAAAGACUGUCGCUCCCGGUCACCGUCAAGGAUAUCGCGGCGAUCAACUAUGUCGACAUAUCCCCGGAAGAGCCUUACUCGUUCGCUAUUACGUGCUCCUCCCGCGUCCAAGUGUUCAACCCCGUGAGUCGCGAAAUCACCUGCCGCCUCUCCAAAUUCUCUAAAGCCGCUUGCGGCGGCAUCUUCCGAGACGACGGCAGACUAAUUGCAGCCGGCGGUGAAGACGGUGCCGUCAAGUUAUUCGACAUCAAGACAAAGUCGCUACUCCGACAGUUUACGGGCCACAAGGGCCCCGCGCAGCGGUGUGCGUUCACUCGAGGCGGUACCCAACUGCUGAGCUUCUCCGACGACACCACGGUCGCGCUUUGGGACAUCCCUGGCCAGGCUAGAGUCUUGUCCAUCGACGCCCACGACGACUACGUCCGAUGCGGCGCCGUGUGCAAGGCCCACCCGGACGUGGUACUGUCCGGAUCGUACGACCACCACGCUAAGCUGUUCGACCUCAGGUCAUCUGACGCGGUUGUCACGGUGAAUCACGAAGCGCCCGUCGAAUCCGUGCUUAUGUUCCCAACGGGCGGCAUCUUUCUGACCGCCGGCGGUCCCUCGAUCAGAGUCUGGGACGUCGUAGCGGGCCGUCUGCUCGCCCAAGUCACCCAACACCACAAGACCGUGACGUGCCUCAAGCUUGCAAGCGAUGAACAACGUCUAUUGUCCGGAUCGCUGGACAGGCACGUUAAGAUCUUCGAUGUGGCUACAUACCAAGUCGUUCACAGCCUAGACUACCCGUCUCCAGUCCUCUCUCUGGACAUCUCGCCUCAGGAUCAAGUCCUUGUGGUUGGGAUGACGUCAGGACUCAUCUCUGUCCAGCGCCGGAAAUCUGACCAGCAGAAGGAGCCGUCCUUGAAGAGGAAGCGGACGACCAGUUACUUCCAGACGACACACGCCGACCCCGGGUUCGUCCCACGAGAUGGCGACACCAUAGUGUCCGAGAAGACGCUGAAACACACGUCCAAGUACAACAGCUAUCUCCGGACGUUCCAAGUCUCCAAGGCUCUCACCAGCGCGCUGCGGCACGCCAACUUUAGGAAGGAACCUCAGGUCGCUGUUGCUGUGAUGCAGGAACUGAUACGGAGACGGGCCCUCAAGUCUGCACUGGCCGGGAGGACGGGGAAGGAUCUUGUGGACUUGAUGCAGUUUGUCACCAGGAACCUGACAGACCCACGCUUCUCUAGGAUUCUCCUGGACGUAGCUAUGCUCAUGGUUGAGGUCUACCACCCCGAGGUGACGAGCUGUGACGAGACGCACCGGAGGUUCCAGAUCUUGCAGAGGGUGAUUGAACAGGAAGCCAAGCACAUGUGUGAGAUGAUGGAACUUAAGGGGUCCAUUGAGAUCCUUCUGGCAAACUCCUGUGGAAGUGUUCACAAUGGUGGGGCACCUAGUUCUGUUGCAAGGGUAGAAGUGCCGAAGCUAUGAUUGUCUACAAUAAAUUAUCAUCGCCGCUGAUAGAAGAAUGAA